Eurytemora carolleeae is the source of this 2252-nucleotide messenger RNA. RefSeq names its product kinesin-like protein KIF26A. Bases 144 to 2252 code for a protein of 702 amino acids. The record is from RefSeq and is a predicted model, not a curated record. Lineage: Eukaryota; Metazoa; Arthropoda; Copepoda; Calanoida; Temoridae. Gene Ontology annotation, biological process: microtubule-based movement. Gene Ontology annotation, molecular function: microtubule binding; microtubule motor activity; ATP binding. The transcript is spliced from 14 exons.
UUCCGCAUUGUACAGGCGCCCGUUAUAUAAACCACACUCAAACUAAACAAAACUCUACGGAGAGUGUAAACAGUAAAAACAAAACUCUACGGAGUGAUAAUUUAUUAAGUUUGAUGAGAGAGGUGAAAACAAAGUGAUUAAUAAUGAAUGGAGAUGUAAGAAUAUCAGGAGAAUAUCCACAACAACUUUGCCACAGAGACAACUCAGCAGUACUUAACCAAUCAACUCUUCACAAUCAGGGAAGAUAUGACCCCGCGUACGUGAUCGCCCCGCCGCCUCAAGUCGGUUCAGAUCACCAGCAUAAAACCGCCGCCGCCUUUUUCGCAAAAAAGAAUAAAAAGGGCGGGAGUAUUCCGGCUUCUCCGCGCCGAUCAUGCGAACAGAACCCAUCGAAUGAUCAUCUUAUGACCGGAUUUGCCGGGAUACUGGGUCGGUGCCCACCCCCUCCCCCGGGCAUCCUACUCAAGAAGAUGCUGGAGCCAAGGGAUAACCAGGGGCUGGGGAAGGUUCGUGUGUAUCUCCGGGUUAUGACGGAGAGUGGUCUAGAGCAUGGUAAAGCUGAUUUCUUCAAGAUGGAUAAGAAGAAGAAGCAGGUUACUCUCCUGGGUCCGGAGAGGGUUGAGGACGGAGAUAAACCUGAUCAGGACCGGGAGAAGGUUGGGUCUAAACCUGUCAGUGUUGAAAUAGGGCUUGAGAAGAAACCCCUGGAUGUCCUGGCUCCAAGAAUGUUCGCGUUUGAUGGAGUUUUUACAGAUGAAGAUACUCAAUCUGAGCUGUCAUCCAGCUGUCUACCUGAAUUUAUACAGUCCGCUGUCUUUGGGACAGAUGCCACACUUUUCAGUUUUGGGCACUCUAACCUUGGAAAGAGCUUUACAAUGUUGGGACGCGAUGAAUCAAGUCGAAGCAUUGGAAUCAUUCCUACAUCUAUAUCCUGGAUAUUCAGGUGCGUGAAGGAGGUGAAGGAGAAGACAGGGAUGAGGUUAACCAUCAAGGUGUCCGCCCUGGAGAUAGCUGGGAAUAGAGAAGAGUUGAGGGACCUACUAGUUUCAUUACGAGGUCAAGAGGUUCAACAUCAAGUGAGUUUGGAGUCUAAGCUUCAUGGCUCUGGUUUCCAAUCUUUGACGGAAGUUCGAGCUUCGUCAGCUGAGAAGGCUGGUUAUCUUCUGGACUAUGCUCUGGCUCGGAGAAUACAUAGUACACAGGGUACCUCGCACUUCAUGUUGAGUCUUCAUAUUUAUCAACAAACUGCCAACAGUGAUCAAUAUCUUGGAAAAAGUCGGUUGAAUCUAAUAGAUUUCGGGCACUGUGAGAGAAAUCUAACUAAAGGAGGGAGUAUCACUCAGGCUGGUCUUGGUCAUGUUAUUCUUGGGAUAUUAAACGGGCAGCGUCAUCUACCAUUUAAGGAGUCCAGGGUGACCUGCCUUCUGAAGGACUGCCUGGCGCCCCUGAAGAGUUUGGUGGGGAUGGUUGCCCACGUGUCCCCCUCCCCGCCUCACUACUCUGAGACCCUUCACACAAUACAGCUCGCCAGUAGAAUACAUAGAAUUCGCAGGAAAAAGAAGGCCGGAGGUAGUUCUGGAGGAUCCGGAUCUGGGAGUUCAGAUGAGAAUCGGAGAUUGGUCAGACUAAACCGGAUACCAGGCUUAGGAAACUCCAGCUCCGACAUGACGACCUCUACUGACCCGUCCUCCUCCGAGCAGUCCUGCGACACCGUGAUCUACCUGGGGCCGAGGGACGAGGAGGGGACAGAUGCAGAAUCCCCUCCUGUAUACCUACCCACCCUAUUUACAGGGGAUAACAGGGGGAUGAUGUCCAGGGUGUUAAGGGGCAGCACGGCUGAGUUGCCCCCCUCAAAGUACCGCUCCCUGGACCGUAAAGGAUCAUGCUCCCCCCGCUACUCCCUCAGCUCUCAAUCCCCUCCCUCCAGCCACACCAGCACGCCGGUUAGAGCACCCUCUACGCGGUCAGGAGGAUCAGGGCUACUUUCCCCCGGGGGUAAACGAUAUAGUUCCCUACCCCGGAACCCCCAGGGGAAGAUGCCCCUGUAUGGGAAGGUGGCAGGGUAUAAACAACCUCCUACUCCUGUUUUACACCAAACUCCUGGAAAAUCUGAAUCUUCAGGUGUGAGUAAGGAAGAGUUAUGGGUGGAUACUGUGCCAGUCUGUGAUAAAGAUGUGAUAUCAGUUCAGUACAAUGAUAACCAGGUAAAUAUUACAUGUUAUGUACUGGAUAUUGAUAUAUAUAUAAACUAG